UAUGUCUGUGGGUUGCAUCUAACUCCUGUGUGUGCAAUAAUGUUUUUUCUCUUUGCUGAGGCUUACUUGUCCAGCCUAUUGUUUGAGACAACAGAUAUAAGUUGCGAUGGGAGAGGAGCGUCGGAUUUGGUGUGUAUCCCCCAUUUCCAAUUAUAGAUGGAUCAUUACAGACAGCGGAGUCCUGAGAAGCCAGACAUCUGCUCCUCACAUGAAUGCACUCACCUCCUAGAGACCAGGCUGCCAUCAUGCUCUGGAAGCUCGUGGAGAAUGUCAAGUACGAAGAUAUCUAUGAGAUGUUAGUCCACACCUAUUCAUCCAUGGACCGGCACGAUGGUGUCCCGAGCCACAGCUCGCGGCUCUCCCAGCUGGGCUCGGUGUCCCAAGGACCCUACUCGAGCGCCCCGCCGCUGUCCCACACCCCGUCGUCGGACUUCCAGCCGCCCUACUUCCCACCCCCUUACCAGCCGCUCCCCUACCACCAGAGCCAGGACCCCUACUCCCACGUCAACGACCCCUACUCCCUGAACCCACUGCACCAGCCCCAGCAACAUCCCUGGGGGCAACGGCAGCGGCAAGAAGUGGGUUCGGAAGCCGGCUCUCUCCUGCCCCAGCCUCGGGCCGCCUUGCCCCAGCUCUCGGGCCUUGACCCCCGGAGGGACUACCACUCGGUCCGCCGGCCGGACGUGCUGCUGCAUUCGGCGCACCACGGCCUGGACGCGGGCAUGGGUGACAGCCUCUCGCUGCACGGCCUCGGCCAUCCCGGAAUGGAAGACGUCCAGUCAGUUGAAGAUGCCAAUAACAGCGGCAUGAAUCUAUUGGACCAGUCUGUCAUUAAAAAAGUUCCAGUUCCUCCCAAAUCGGUGACUUCUCUAAUGAUGAAUAAAGACGGCUUCCUGGGAGGCAUGUCUGUCAACACCGGCGAGGUGUUUUGCUCCGUCCCAGGCCGUUUGUCUCUGCUCAGUUCAACUUCGAAGUACAAAGUAACUGUGGGAGAAGUUCAGAGACGGCUGUCGCCCCCUGAAUGCCUCAAUGCAUCUCUCCUCGGCGGAGUCCUCAGAAGAGCCAAAUCGAAAAAUGGGGGGAGAUCUUUGCGAGAAAGGCUAGAAAAAAUCGGUUUGAAUUUACCCGCGGGCAGGCGCAAAGCAGCAAAUGUCACGUUACUCACCUCCCUGGUGGAAGGAGAAGCUGUUCACUUAGCUAGGGAUUUUGGGUACAUUUGCGAAACGGAGUUUCCCGCCAAAGCCGUCUCUGAGUAUUUGAACCGGCAGCACACAGACCCGAGUGACCUGCACUCCCGAAAGAAUAUGCUGUUGGCCACCAAGCAACUUUGUAAAGAAUUUACGGAUCUACUGGCGCAGGACCGGACACCGAUAGGGAACAGCCGACCCAGCCCCAUCCUGGAGCCGGGGAUCCAGAGCUGCCUCACGCACUUCAGCCUCAUCACGCACGGCUUCGGCGCCCCGGCCAUUUGCGCCGCGCUCACGGCCCUGCAGAACUAUCUCACCGAGGCGCUCAAAGGCAUGGACAAGAUGUUCUUGAACAACACCACCACUAACAGGCACACGUCUGGGGAAGGCCCAGGUAGUAAAACUGGCGACAAGGAGGAGAAACACAGGAAAUGAAAAAAUUUUUAAAAAAAGAAGGAAAAAUGUUUUAAAUACAAAAGGAAAAACAGACAAAAAUUUAAUUUUAGCUUUAAAAUAUUGGAUUGGCUUUGGAAGAAUUAUAUUAGGUAGAAUACACAUACAAUCAAAAUUUUAAAAAAAGCUAAAUAACUUAAAAAAAAAAACUGAGGCGUACAACGGAGCAACAAUAUCGGUUCUCAGUGUCUAUUUCAAGAUACACUUGGAGACAACCGUCCGGAUUUUCCACUUCGGUUCUUUCGAGUUUAGUAAUACUGAUAAUAAAAGAAAACCAUGAUUUCCCCUUCCCUUUGGAAAAUAAACAUAAGACUAAACAUGAGAAAAA
Molecule: messenger RNA, 1968 nt
Organism: Gorilla gorilla gorilla (western lowland gorilla)
Lineage: Eukaryota; Metazoa; Chordata; Mammalia; Primates; Hominidae
Gene: TFAP2B
Product: transcription factor AP-2 beta
Exons: 8
Coding region: 213-1622 (469 amino acids)
Biological process (GO): regulation of transcription by RNA polymerase II; anatomical structure development; regulation of cell population proliferation
Cellular component (GO): nucleus
Molecular function (GO): DNA-binding transcription factor activity, RNA polymerase II-specific; RNA polymerase II transcription regulatory region sequence-specific DNA binding
Source: RefSeq, a predicted model, not a curated record